Bursaphelenchus okinawaensis is the source of this 865-nucleotide messenger RNA. The record is from the annotation of a GenBank genome assembly. NCBI's taxonomy places the organism in Eukaryota, Metazoa, Nematoda, Chromadorea, Rhabditida, Aphelenchoididae.
AUGCGGGCAGAGGUAAGGAAGUGAAACGAGAAGGGAAACAAAUAAAAACAGAAAGAACAGAGAGGUGGUUGUCAAAACGACCCCAUUAAUCGGCCCAAACGCCUCAUAAACACUCAUUUAUUAAGAUGGCAUAGCGAUAAUCAAUGGGUUUGAGUCCCAAACCUACGGCUAAAGAGAGCUGUUCGCUUUUUAUAAACACAAGGGUAAGAAAACGUACGAGGCAUAAACUUAUAGUAAACACAAAUAUGAGCUGGAAGGCAUGGACUAUAAUUUGGCCAAUUUUGCAAGAAAACUUUAAAGCAAAGUAAAAAAAUCAUCUUUAAGCAAAAUAUCUACUCAAUCUAAGCCUAUUAAGCCUAAGCCUACUGAGCCUAAGCUUACUAAGCCUAAGCCUACUAAGCCUAAGCCUACUAAGCCUAAGCCUACUGAGCCUAAGCUUACUAAGCCUAAGCCUACUAAGCCUAAGCCUACUAAGCCUAAGCCUAUUAAGCCUAAGCCUACUAAGCCUAAGCCUACUGAGCCUAAGCCUACUAAGCCUAAGCCUAUUAAGCCUAAGCCUACUAAGCCUAAGCCAACUGAGCCUAAGCCUACUAAGCCUAAGCCUAAGCCUAAGCCUAAGCCUAAGCCUAAGCCUAAGCCUAAGCCUAAGCCUAAGCCUAAGCCUAAGCCUGAGCCUGAGCCUAAGCCUAAGCCUAAGCCUACUAAGCCUAAGCCUACUAAGCCUAAGCCUACUAAGCCUAAGCCUACCAAGUUUAAGCCUACUAAUCCUAAUCCCACUGAACUCAGACAUAAUAAGCCUAAAGUAUCCUGCAUCCCCUGCCCAAUCCUGUUCCCUACUAACAAUAUCAGUACCAGUGUACCAUAA